AUGCCUUCCGUCUCGGACGGCUUCCGACCGGCCAACGCGAGCGGGGGCGACCACGACCGGAACGACGCACUGUCGCGCCAUGCCUCGACGUCAAAAGCACCCGCAAACGACCUGCGCAGAACGGCGACGCGCAACAGCAUAGCGAAAGUGCGAGACUCCAUGGUCCAGGACGGGCGCCCACCUAACCCGCCGAGCCGAUUUUCCAGUGGCCAGCCACCGCUGGGCCACCGCGACUCGGUGAGCUCCACUGCUUCCUUUGCCACAACCACGAUGGGCGAGAAUCCCUUCGAGACGGGCCCAAGCCAUCCGUAUGGCAUGUAUCCGCAGCACACCAUGGCGCGACCCACCAGCGUAGCCACCACCUCGACGGACCCCCAGCCGCAUCGAUCCAUGUCUCUGCAACGACCCACGCAUCCCUACGCCAUGUAUUCGCAGAGCGGCCUGAGCGAAGAGUCUCCAGAAGAGCCAGAGCGGCCUGCAGUACCCCAGAUUCAGACUGCCAUCCCCAUGGGGUUCCCAGGCCUAAAUGCGGGAUAUCAGAGAGUGCUAGGACCCGACGGAGAAGAACAAGACAUCAUCGGGCCUGACGGACACACUGAACAGCUCCCACCCUACUCGAGAUAUCCAGACGAGGGACCGACCAAGGCUUGUCUGGCUGCGCAAGCAAGCGCGUCACGUGUCCUACCUGCACCUUCUCCAGUGGCGGACCCAGAUGAUCCUUUCUUGAAUCCGACAUCACCUCUGCUGACGCCCGUAUCUCCUGUAUCGUCUACGAGCUCUACAUCACCUUCAACACCCACAUUGGUUUCAGCGCCCUUGCUGCCCACCGUAACACCUGCUCGUCUUCCACCACGGAGGCCAGAAACUCAGACGGGAAACCUGGCACCCACAUUGCCAUUGCCAUUGUCAACCAGCACAAUCCCAGCCGAACCGUCCGACUCUGCUUCAGACUCGUUGCUUGCAAAAGACGACGAGUCCUAUACGGAAAAGUCGGAGCAAGUUCAGCAGAAAGCUGGCUGGCGCAAAAAGAGAUUGUUGGGGGGUAGGGUGUCUAUGGGUGUUGCUAUAUUGGUAGCGGUCCUGAUAUUAACUCUCGCUAUUGUCCUCGGAGUAUUGGUGGGUGUUCUGGUUGCGAAGAAGCACAGCAAAGACCAUAACAAAGACGUAACCGCCGAUAAACCUCAUGAGCCUCCACCAAUGCCACAAGUCACAGGUUCCGGUGGUGUACUCUUCGACGCAACUCUCAUUCCAACUCCUGCCAACUUCGCCACAUUGCCUACGGGCGCGUUCUCACUGCCCCUAGGACUGCCACAAGAGAACAAUCCUGGGUGUUUGACUCAAGCGAAUCAGUACUCAGCAUGGUCUUGCAAAAUGACGUUAGUACCACUCAUUAUUGUUAUCAACGACACUUCGCCUGGCUCUGAUGGAACUACGCAACAAGUAGCUUCCGUAAACGGAGGCCCAAUGGUACCUAAAGGAACUGUACAAUAUGGUCUUCAAACGCCCGAGCUGGUAUUGCAGCCAUUGCAGCUUGUGCUUGACCUGGACUACAAAGACUAUGGCCCAGCGUAUCAUUUCUCCGCUCGGUACGACAAGGUUGUCAUCCUAAGACCAGAAGAACUCAUCGCCAGCUCCUCGCUCAAGAGACGUGACGAGGACAUCCUUUUCAGCCAACCUUUCCAAGUGCAACGAGGCGACGAACCAUGGUACUGCUUCUGGAACUCCACUUACAUCGAAGGCUACAUCUAUGCAGAGGAUAACUCGACCGCUCCAGCCACGACAGGCUAUUCGAUUAGCAGUUCACCCACAGCCUCGUCAUCCCCAGACCUCAGGGCUGUUACAACCUCCACAGUCGCAACAACCGCAAGAUCACCCGACGUCAGAGCAACUUCCACAACUUCCACAACGCUCAACUCCCCCGCCCAGACAUUCGGGCCUGCGGUACGAAGAGAAGCCACAGCCUCAGACACAUCCUCCAAUUCUCGCAUGCCUGCGUAUUCGCGCAUCAUCAAGAUCGAAGAACGCCGUCUGCCUCGCUCGCCGCAACCGUACUGCCAGAAAAUGGUGCUGCUCGAUAGCGGGGCCAUCGUACCCGCUCCAAACGGCAACGCUGGCCCCGUCAGGAUCUGGCUCCAGGAGCAAGACCCGUCUUAUCAGGCGUAUUUUGCUUCGCAGGCGGCUACGACGACGACUAUACCGAACGCGAACAAGCGCGAGCUGUCGCCGCCGAUGCAGAAGCGCAGUGAUCCGAGCAAUGCCUGCCAUUGUCAAUGGAUGUUCAAGUGA
Dothidotthia symphoricarpi CBS 119687 is the source of this 2286-nucleotide messenger RNA. RefSeq lists its product as uncharacterized. The record is from RefSeq and is a predicted model, not a curated record. The transcript has 2 exons. The coding region runs from base 1 to 2286 and encodes 761 amino acids. NCBI's taxonomy places the organism in Eukaryota, Fungi, Ascomycota, Dothideomycetes, Pleosporales, Dothidotthiaceae.